AUUGUUUCUUUGGUUUCGGAGCCGAAAUUAUUUGCUAUCGACUUCAGCUCCACAAUCACAUAAGGAGACGGAAAAAUGGCUGGCGGCAAGGCAGGAAAAGACAGCGGCAAAGCCAAGGCGAAGGCCGUGUCUCGCUCCCAGAGGGCUGGGCUGCAGUUCCCAGUGGGUCGUAUCCACAGGCACUUGAAGACUCGUACAACCAGCCACGGACGUGUAGGAGCCACAGCAGCUGUGUACAGUGCAGCUAUCCUCGAGUACCUCACUGCUGAAGUACUAGAGUUGGCGGGUAAUGCCUCCAAAGACUUGAAGGUGAAGCGUAUCACUCCCCGUCACUUGCAGCUGGCCAUCCGUGGUGACGAGGAGUUGGACUCCCUUAUUAAGGCAACAAUUGCUGGAGGAGGUGUCAUUCCCCACAUCCACAAAUCCCUCAUUGGGAAGAAGGGCCAGCAGAAGACUGCAUAGACGCCACGGGGACCAGAAUUUUCGGGGCUUGGGCUUUGAUCGGACCAGGAGUUCACAUUUGUUCUUUUUUAUUAUUAAUAUUAUAGCAACGAAGAUUGAUUGUUAGGAUUUGUUUUGUAAUAUUUCUUAUCCCAUAACUAGAAAAGUACAAAAAAACCCUUAACGACAAAAAAAAAAAAAAAACCCAACCUUUGUAUGUUAUUGUAGAACGUUUGACUGGGGAGUUCAUUAUUAUUUCAAAUGGUGACCGUGGAUUUGUUUGAUUGGCCUGGGACUCUGUAAUGUUUUAUACUGAAAAAAAAAUGUUAAAACCGUUUUUUAUAUAAAAAAAAAAAAACUUG
Centropristis striata (black sea bass) is the source of this 803-nucleotide messenger RNA. RefSeq names its product histone H2A.V. Gene Ontology annotation, cellular component: nucleosome. The record is from RefSeq and is a predicted model, not a curated record. Gene Ontology annotation, molecular function: DNA binding; structural constituent of chromatin; protein heterodimerization activity. Lineage: Eukaryota; Metazoa; Chordata; Actinopteri; Perciformes; Serranidae. The transcript has 5 exons. Bases 76 to 462 code for a protein of 128 amino acids.